AUGGCUCCAUCCAAGAAGGUUAACCCAGCCCCUCUAUCUACCAAGUCUGCAAAGUCUUUCCAUGCCAAAAACCCAUUGGCCGUUUCGGAACCAAGGAAAUAUGGUAUUGGUCAAUCCAUCCAGCCAAAGAGAAACUUGUCCAGAUAUGUCAGAUGGCCAGAAUAUGUCAAGUUGCAAAGACAAAAGAAGAUCUUGUCCAUCAGAUUGAAGGUCCCACCUUCCAUCGCUCAAUUCCAAUACACUUUGGACAGAAACACCGCUGCUGAAACCUUCAAGUUGUUCAACAAGUACAGACCUGAAACCGCUUCCGAAAAGAAGGAGAGAUUGACCAAGGAAGCCGCCGCCAUCGCCGAAGGCAAGACCAAGCAGGAAGCCUCUCCAAAGCCAUACGUUGUCAAGUUUGGUUUGAACCACGUUGUCUCCUUGGUUGAAAACAAGAAAGCCAAGUUGGUCCUUAUCGCCAACGACGUUGACCCCAUCGAAUUGGUCGUCUUCUUGCCUGCUUUGUGUAAGAAGAUGGGUGUUCCAUACGCCAUCGUCAAGGGUAAGGCCAGAUUGGGUACCUUGGUUAACCAGAAGACUUCCGCGGUCGCCGCCUUGACCGAGGUCAGAGAGGGCGACGAAGCCGCCUUGGCCAAGUUGAUCUCCACCGUUAACGCCAACUACAUGGAGAAGUACGACGAAACCAAGAAGCACUGGGGUGGUGGUAUCAUGGGCGCUAAGGCUCAAGCCAGAUUGGCCAAGAGAACCAGAGCCUCCGAGGCCGCAUAA
Molecule: messenger RNA, 771 nt
Organism: Eremothecium cymbalariae DBVPG#7215
Lineage: Eukaryota; Fungi; Ascomycota; Saccharomycetes; Saccharomycetales; Saccharomycetaceae
Product: 60S ribosomal protein eL8
Exons: 1
Coding region: 1-771 (256 amino acids)
Biological process (GO): ribosome biogenesis
Cellular component (GO): ribonucleoprotein complex
Source: RefSeq, a predicted model, not a curated record